Drosophila yakuba is the source of this 653-nucleotide messenger RNA. RefSeq lists its product as uncharacterized. Lineage: Eukaryota; Metazoa; Arthropoda; Insecta; Diptera; Drosophilidae. The transcript is spliced from 2 exons. The record is from RefSeq and is a predicted model, not a curated record. Bases 165 to 458 code for a protein of 97 amino acids.
CUGAGAAAAAUGUAAACUACUCGUAACGCCUUUUCCUUCAAACCUAUCUGAACCUUAGAUUCUGAAAUUUAUCGCAUUAAGAUAUGCUUUUUCCAAAAUCUUAAGUUUUUAAACAUUAUUACCGACAAAUUCUUUGUAAAACAGUAUACAUAGUCCCCCAUGAGAUGAAUAAGCAGACCAAAGAAUGGUCGCGAGCUCGCCUAUGUAAGCCUAAGGAUAAUCUCACCACCGAGGCGGGAAAACGAGAACGCUUUGUGCCGUCAUGUGAACUAGAGUGCAGUCCGGUAUCGAUGUCGCAUUUGAUUGGCUGGGAAUACGCUCGAAUUUGGCUGCGCGAUCGCGACAUAUUUGUGCAGCAACGCGAACGGGCUGUCAAAGCCAAAUAUAUCAAGAAUGACUUCGAGUGGUGGUUAAGGCUGCGAAAAACAUCCAAAAAGUUCUGCAAAGUCGGGGCAUAGAAGAGAAAAAAUGUGCGAACAACGAAAUGUUUCUUACUCCAUUUUUAAUAGUAAAUACGGUUAUAAAAUUAUUAAAAUAUAUAAUAAAUAAAUUAUUAGCACACACAUUUUUUUGGUUGCAAGCUUAAGUUUUAAUGAAAAGAAGCUGAUAGAUUGCAUUCAAUCUUUGUAUUUGCUAAAAUUAAUUAAUUCUAA